UGGCGAUGACGCAGAGCAGCUUUCACAUUCCCACAAUUAUGAACACAGCCCUCGCCGAGUCGACGCCCAUUGGCAAACCGACAUAUCCUCAGGUGAAGCUUCCUCAUCCAUAUCUUACCAGCUAUAAAAUCCACACAGUCUCCGAAUCCACACCCCGCGUGCUCCAACUUCAAUUACACGACGCUCAAGUGGGAAAACCACUCCCAGAGCCCCUCCACUCAGAUACCCUCACCUACGCAGACAUCGCCUUCGAUGAAUCCGCCAAAGAAAUCCCCGACAAUGACAACAGUCCCUGGGCUCGCACCCGACGCGCACCCGGAACAUCCUUCCACUGGACCAGCGUAGAGCCCCCAACACUGGGCCAAAUAUGGAACGUCAUCCACGCGCUCUUCAUCACCCAUCCACACCGGGAGAUCCUCCGCCUCGAUCUCGUUGGCUCCGGCCACGAGGUUAUCCGCGAUGAACUCAUCCGCACCGGCCUGACCGUUGCCUUCCCCUCCCGCCGCAUCCCCUUCGGCAACGAAAACAAAGCCUCUCCCAGCAACACCAUCGUCCUCCUCCGCUCCGCCUUCUGGCAAGGCGCCGGCUCCCCCCUCGGACCCCGCCCAAUCUGGGCCGUCGACCAAGAUAUCCAUGGCCUCCUUCGCAAACCCGCCAGCCAAUAUCCAGCCCUGGCCCAGAACUACGAGUUCUCCAUGAAAUUCCCCGACGAGCGCAUCUACACCCGCCACCCCAUCCGCCCCACGAAACCUACCCCAGGCUCCCUCGUCUAUAGCCGCUAUAUCCCGCACCUGAACCAGCACUUCUCUCUCAUGGCCGUCGACUGGCAAGACGAAGAACACCUCCGUCUCUUCAAUAAAUGGCAGAACGAUCCCCGCGUUGCGAAAGGAUGGAACGAAACCGGAACCCUAGACGAGCAUCGCGAAUACCUCCGCCGUCUCCACGAAGACAAACACGUUCUCUGCCUCUUCGGCCGCUUCGAUGACUUCAAAUUCUCCUACUUUGAAGUCUACUGGGCUAAAGAAGACCACUACGGCGCCCACUACGACGCAGACGACUACGACCGCGGCCGCCACUCCCUCGUCGGCGAGCACAGCGUGCGCGGCGCCUACCGCGUCAACGCCUGGUGGGGCAGCCUCAUCCACUACAUCUUCCUCGACGAGCCACGCACAAUGGCUGUCGUCGGUGAGCCCAAGGCUACAAACACCACCGUCCUAUCGUAUGAGAAUGCGCAGGGUCUCACGGUCCAGGGGUAUGUGGAUUUGGGCCAUAAGAGAUCCGUCCAUGUGCAUUGUAGUCGGCAAAAGUGGUUUCAGCUUUGUCCACUUUUCUGGGAUGGGAGGGAACGGCCGCUGGAGAGUUCGGAUCGGAUGGCAUGGGAUGCUAAGCUUUAGAUUUUCUCCGUUGUUUUCUUUCGUUCUUUUGUAUGGGUGUAUAGUGGGUAGCAUGGACCUUUUAGUUUAUUUUUGUUUAAAGAUUAUGGGAUUUUCUGUCACUGUUGAAUUGAGACAUAAUGCGUAGUCAUUCCGGUAACUCUACAGCGAAUUGAGCAUUGUCGAUAAUGAUGAUGCCCUCGGAGGGAUCUGGCCGGUGCAGGGUAACCAAAACUUACGAGGCAGCAGAAUUCUUCUUCAU
Messenger RNA from Aspergillus alliaceus, 1635 nucleotides. RefSeq names its product GNAT family N-acetyltransferase. Gene Ontology annotation, biological process: siderophore biosynthetic process. NCBI's taxonomy places the organism in Eukaryota, Fungi, Ascomycota, Eurotiomycetes, Eurotiales, Aspergillaceae. The record is from RefSeq and is a predicted model, not a curated record. The transcript is spliced from 2 exons. Bases 6 to 1394 code for a protein of 462 amino acids.